This is a messenger RNA of Drosophila ananassae, 1834 nucleotides long. RefSeq lists its product as uncharacterized. The coding region runs from base 146 to 901 and encodes 251 amino acids. Lineage: Eukaryota; Metazoa; Arthropoda; Insecta; Diptera; Drosophilidae. The record is from RefSeq and is a predicted model, not a curated record. The transcript has a single exon.
UCCAAGGGAUUGGGGGGUUUGGUCGUUGAUUGGGUUUUUGCAUUUCACGGACACUCGUUUCUCAUCUCGUUUGAGAAUUGAAAGGGACUCUGCUCUGCCGAGAGUCAAUUGUCAGGGCUUUCGCCUGCCCCAAUCUCUACUACCGAUGGACAAUAUCUACCACCAGGACAAUGUGCGAGCCGUUUCUAUUGCAGCGGUGGACGAGAUGACGCAGUUCAUCCGCGGCAUCUACUACCGUGCCGUGCCGUUCAUCUGCGUGACGGUGUUUGUGUGGAUCCUCCUGGCAGCAAUAGGUAUCGAACUGUACCACUACUUACUUGUUCCUUUCUACGUGCUACUGAUCUUUGCUUUCCUGACGAUGGUGGUGCUACACUGCAUCCCCCAGACCGCCAUAUGUACCCCCUGCAAUUGGAUCUUGGCAUGCUUCGUGGUGGCCAUGACUACGUUGGGUGGUGCCCAAUCCGCUACUGGCCUAGGGACGCUGCCCUUGGUUCUGGCCGUCUUCGGCGUGACUCUCAUCGUCCUCAUUCUUAACUUUUCUGGAGCGAUGUGCCCGCAGGACUUUCUCCCCGGCGGUGUGUUCUCCACGCUUUUGAUGAUCUUCUUGUUGAUAGCCCUCAUCGCCUUGGGCAUCGUCCAGUUGUGCACUGGAAAUCAAAAGGUCCUGGACGCCUUCAUCAGCAUUCUUUUCAUAAUGGUGAUCAUUGCGAUCCCCAUCCAGGCGCAGUUUAACCAUGGCCGGCUGGAUGCCAUCGAAUUGGUGCCGCAGCAACACCUCGUUGUCUGCGCCCUGACCGUCUACCUGCACACCGUAAUGUUCUUCAGCUGCAUAUGCUACUUCAUCAAGGUAGAAGAGAAGAAGGCCGCCACGGCCCCUUCUACCACUUCAGAGUAUUACUAGACGAAUGACUGUAUUCGAUGACUGUAUUCUCCAUGAGACUCCAGGGGAAGAGGGUUAGCCAAGCCCCUAAGCAAAGAGCACACAGAUUUGCUGACCAAGGAGGAAGGGAUGUCAUCCCAUUACAGUCCUGAUCUAGUCUCUAGCUCACUGGACCGCGAUAAAAAAAAUGGAAUCCAAAGAACCAGAGCUUUCUUAAUAGCUGACUAUCUGCGACUAUGAAUCUGUGAUUCAUACAAAGUGUAGUGCUAAAGUGACAAUAAAAUGAAUAUAUUUUUUAAAGAACAUUUUUAUAAUAAACAAUAAAAAGUAAUCUUUAUUUUUCAUUCAACUUUUUAAUUCAACUGGCUUCCAACUUUAUGGCGGAACAGCUUACAGAUAAUAUUAAAAAUGAAUCCUAAACAAACAUUUGGUUUCAAUUCUACAAUCUGGUGGACCUUAUGCCCACAGUAUUAAGCUGUCAACCGAGGAUUACGGUCGGGUUCAGUUGGACAGGAUAUUUUAUCUGAACGUCCACAGUUACACAGCGCUAGCUUUGGUUAUCCGGUGGAUUGGAUUCGAGGAUUGUCCAAAUUUCCCUAUGGACGUCAAGAAUGUUUCUCUGCAGUUGGCCCAGGGACUCCUGCACUGUCUUCGCGACUGCUUCACACCUGCUUGGAGUUCCAGGAUCACAAAUGAGAGUAAAAUGCAGCUAUGGAGCCCACCGUAUUAUUGAUGGGGACGACGUUUCGACGCCCGCACAUGUAUGUGGUCAGAUCGAGGGUUGGGGAGAUUGUCAAUGUCAUGGAUUACAACGUUCGUAACUCGUAAAAAUGUUUCUUUUUGAAAUACACAACCUGUAGAGCAAAGGGAAAAAAAGUUUAGUACAUAAAACACCUUCUUAGGACCUAUUCUUGAUUCAGAUAAUAGUAAAAAGUAAUCAGUUAGUGCCUGUUA